Messenger RNA from Hermetia illucens (black soldier fly), 4434 nucleotides. It is a transcript of the gene dachs, whose product is annotated as unconventional myosin-IXb. The record is from RefSeq and is a predicted model, not a curated record. Gene Ontology annotation, biological process: vesicle transport along actin filament; actin filament organization. Bases 452 to 4336 code for a protein of 1294 amino acids. Lineage: Eukaryota; Metazoa; Arthropoda; Insecta; Diptera; Stratiomyidae. The transcript has 11 exons. Gene Ontology annotation, cellular component: cytoplasm; actin cytoskeleton; vesicle. Gene Ontology annotation, molecular function: cytoskeletal motor activity; ATP binding; actin filament binding.
GCUAACAUAACUUUGUCGCGGAAGCGGUUCGUCAAUGUCGUCGUCUUUGCCGUUGCAAAUUAUGAAGUUUCGAUUGUUAUUGUUAUUUUGUGGUCCAGAGUGAAAGAAUAUGUGAUAGUGUCCAGCGCAAAAAAAAAGAAAAGUUGAAAAUUUCAGUGAAGACAUGUCAAGGGAUUUGUCUCACAGAUCUUGUGCAAAUUGCAAUUAUAUAGUAUAAUCCGAAGAAAGGUAUCUUCGAGUGAAGUGAGAAAUGAGGUGAACCUCUUCGGCCCUCGUGAAAUUGCUGCCAGUUUGUUUACACAAUAUUACGUAUAUGUGCUCCGGCAAAUAAGUCCAACCAUUCGCUCAUUUGCAUUUCGUUGUUUGGAUUAAACGGAUAAUAAUUUUUUACCGAAGAAGUUGAGAAAAUAAUCAUCAUCGAAACGAAGAAACUUGAUCCAAUCAAGAUGUAAUGUUGCUUCCCGAUCAAACGUACGAAGAGGCCGUUAGCCACUUUGAAAAGUUCACCUUGAAGGAUAUCAAAGACCAAAAGUUGGCCAAAGAAAAUCACAACCCCCUCCGGAACACAUCUUCCUCCUCAUCGAAGGACGACUACAAAGUGCAAGAUGCGAGGUCCUCAUCGAGCCAUGAUUCAUCCGCGGAAAACUACAAUAGGAACACUUUUGAUUUCUUCAACGCUCCUGCCAAAUGCUUCGAAACCAGCAAUUGCAUGCGGCUCCCCAUAAGUAAUGAUAUUGAGGAUACAACGUCUUCCGGCGAUGAUCCGCUCUUCAAAGGUACAAAUAUUCUCCGGGAAUGUGAGCUGUUCCUCUGGCAGCACAACAUUCGUCCGGAUUUCUUCUGUAGAUAUCAUAAAGCGAUCAGCUCUACUUUUUCCUCUCAAUUAUCGUCUCAACCAUCGAAAAAUCGUAGCGUAUUGGACGAAAAUGCUUCGUUGCAAGAGAAAAGCUAUCCAAAAAUGCGAAGAUUCAGGAAAGCGUCAGCCAUUUAUACUUUACCUCAUAGAAAAACGAAGAAAGGAAGCAUUACAUCUUCGACAGACGCCUCAUCAUCGAACGAAGCAGUUCAUUUACAGCAACGCCUCAAAAGUCUCAGCACAGAAUUGGUCACCCUGCGGAAUAGGUUACACGUAGGGCAAGCGGCAACAGGCACAGGAACUACCUCUAAUGCUGGAAUAACACCACCCACUUGUGGGACACUUGGUGGUCAUGCUAUGAGUGGUUCUAAUUUUAGCAAUGGGAAUAAUAUUCAAGGUGUCUCCAGUACAAAUCCAAUGAAAUUGGAGAGCCCAACAAAUAAGAGUAACCCUCCGCCUAUAAUUUCACCAAGAAACACAUCUAUACCACACCCAUUGCCACAUCAUGCAAAUGCUAUUAACGCAGAUGUUCCUACUUGUACAGAAACAAUCUCACAAUGCUCACCAGGAAUUCUAGAUAUACCUCAUAAGCAUACAGUUAUAUCACACACUGCUGGAUCAGUUAAUAUUAUAAGUGCAACAUCGAAAAAGACUGAAAAUGGAAAGCAACGAAAACCAUCAGAAAUUGAUGACCUUAUUCACCUGCCAGGACCUCUCACGGAGGACGCUGUUAUGAGAGCACUUCAAGCGAGAUUCAAUGAGAACAAAUACUUUACAAACGUUGGGCCAAUAUUACUAUCCAUAAAUCCUUACAAAGAUGUUGGAAAUCCCCUCACAUUAUCAUCAACCCGAGCUCUACCACUGGCACCGCAGAUGCGACGGGUUGUACAGGAGGCUGUCAGACAACAAGCUGAAACCGGGUACCCUCAAGCCAUAAUUCUCUCCGGGACAUCAGGAGCUGGAAAAACUCAUUGUUCAAUGCUGUUAUUACGACAGCUUUUCGCUGUCGCAGGUGGCGGCCCUGAAACAGAUGCCUUCAAACACCUAGCCGCUGCAUUUACAGUUCUAAGAUCUCUGGGCUCAGCUAAAACCACUACAAAUUCAGAAUCAAGUCGAAUAGGUCAAUUCAUUGAAGUUCAAGUCACUGAUGGCGCUUUGUACAGAACCAAAAUCCACUGUUAUUUCUUGGAUCAAACCCGGGUCAUACGUCCGCUUCCAAAUGAGAAAAAUUAUCAUAUCUUCUACCAAAUGUUAGCCGGGUUGAGUCGCGAGGAACGUAUAAAACUAAAUCUUGAAGGAUACUCCCCUGCCAACUUGAGAUAUCUGCAAAGUGGAGAUACACAUCAGGAUGAACAAGAAGAUUCAUCACGUUUUCAGGCUUGGAAAGCGUGUCUUGGAAUUCUGGGUAUACCAUUUUUGGAUGUUGUUCGAGUUUUGGCUGCGGUAUUGCUGCUGGGAAAUGUGAAAUUUGUGGAUGGACAGAGUCUCGAAGUCGACGUAAAAGGCGAAGUUGAACUGAAUGCGGUGGCCAGCCUUCUUGGAGUUCCACCAGCUGCGCUAUUCCGGGGUCUCACAACUCGAACACACAACGCUCGGGGUCAACUAAUCAAGUCCGUUUGUGACGGAAACAUGUCCAACAUGACACGUGAUUGUCUGGCGAAAGCACUUUACUGUCGAACAGUUGCCACGAUAGUAAGACGUGCAAACAGCUUGAAACGCUUAGGUUCCACCCUCGGAACCCUAAGCUCGGAUUCCAAUGAAUCGGUUCACAAUCAAGGGGACGUAGCCAGUCAACAUGCUUCAACGGUCGGUGGUAAUGCUGGAUCGAAAUCAAUGGCCGCACUCAAUAAUGCUGUACGACAUGCAACCGAUGGAUUCAUUGGGAUCCUUGAUAUGUUCGGAUUUGAGGAACCCAUGCCAUUUGCACAAUUGGAACAUUUGUGCAUCAACCUUUGUGCUGAGACUAUGCAACAUUUCUACAAUACUCAUAUUUUUAAGUCGUCCGUUGAGUCCUGCCGAGAUGAGGGCAUUCUGUGUGACACCGAGGUGGAUUAUGUAGACAAUGUACCGUGCAUUGAUCUGAUCUCAUCCUUGCGUACUGGCUUGUUGAGUAUGCUUGACGCCGAGUGCUCUCUACGCGGAACUGCAGAAAGUUACCUGGCUAAGAUCAAAAUGCAACAUAGAAAUUCAAGUAGACUUGAAACAAAGCAGAUGGAGCUGCAUUUUCCAAGGAUGUUUGCCAUUCGACACUUUGCAGGACGAGUUGAAUAUGAUGCCACUGAUUUUCUGGAUACAAAUAGGGAUGUGGUUCCAGAUGACUUAGUAGCGGUUUUCUACAAACAUACUUGCAAUUUUGGAUUCGCAACCCAUUUAUUCGGCUCUGAACUGAAGGCUCUGUACGCUAUGGAGAAUGUUCCACGUGGAUUGAGUUUCAGAAUUGCUCCAACGUCUCAUACUGAUUUGCUGAAUGGCGAUGAACCAGUUUCGACACUUACCCAGGAUUUCCAUACACGAUUAGAUAAUUUGCUACGCACUUUGGUUCAUGCCAGACCUCAUUUUGUCCGGUGCAUAAGGAGCAAUGCAUCUGAGAGUCCUGGUCGAUUCGAUAGAGCCACCGUUGUCAAACAAAUCCGUGCGCUGCAGGUUCUAGAGACCGUAAACCUGAUGGCAUCAGGGUUCCCGCAUAGGAUGAGAUUCAAACAGUUUAUUGCCAGAUAUCGGAUGCUUGCUCCGUUCAGAUUGCUACGUAGAUGCGAAGAGAAGGCUUUGGAGGACUGCAAUUUGAUUCUGCAAUAUGCUUUGGAAAAUCCACCAGAAAUUGAUGGAUCGGUCACUUUGUCAUGGGCUCCAGGAAAACGGCAUGUAUUCCUUAGUGAAGGAAUUCGUCAACAUUUGGAGAAGCUGCGAUCUGAUAUUCGAACUAAGAGUGCUACACUAAUACAAGCCACUUGGAGAGGGUGGCAACUGCGCCGCAGGAUUGGAACCAUUAAGCGGCCUAGAGAGUUGAUCGUCAGCUCCGCGAAAGUCAUCAAAGGUGCUCCGAGUGCGGCUCCCCGCAUUUCAACAAAAACAGCUGCAAAUACCGCUACUGCAUUACGGCCUAGACCGCAACCUAUCGCAGGAACACCUCCUCCCGACAUGAAUGACAAAUGUGAUUCUAAAAUCAUCCAACAAACUUGCACUUUAUUCGGCCUAGACUUGGAACGACCACCACCAGUGCCGCCAUCCCGGCCAUACACUGUCAGUGGAAAUUCCAAGCUGGGCUACCCCCAAACCAGAGUCAUGAAGAUGAAUUUCCCGGAGGACUCAGCCGCCACUUUACCUGGUGAACAAUUGAAAAAGGGUGAAACUGUAACCGUCGUGGGUGCCUCUCAUUGUCGUGGCCAUUUGAUUGUGGAAUAUAACGGGCAAAGUUUUCACGUACCAUUUCAGUAUAUGGAACUUGUUAAAAACUCUACUCCGUCUUCAGUAAAUAUUUAAAGAGAAUCAUCGCACAUUCAGCCAAUAAAUUGAGACUGUACAUAAUUUAUUUAACUACAUUUAAGGAGACUCAUAGUAUUUCACCAAUCGGGGUUCAC